Folsomia candida is the source of this 846-nucleotide messenger RNA. RefSeq lists its product as uncharacterized. The transcript is spliced from 5 exons. NCBI's taxonomy places the organism in Eukaryota, Metazoa, Arthropoda, Collembola, Entomobryomorpha, Isotomidae. The record is from RefSeq and is a predicted model, not a curated record. The coding region runs from base 58 to 783 and encodes 241 amino acids.
UUUUAACCAAUUGUACGGUUUCUCAAAUUACAAAAAAAGUGCUCUGCUCUAAACCUCAUGAUGGGACGACACAAACAAAUCGAAUCUAUCCUGUUACAGGAAUUCACAUCGAACGAGGAACGGUCAGAAAGGUCUAUGCAAAUCCUUAAUCACCAACGGUCUACUAUUUAUAACUUACAGCAGGAACUAGAACAACAGAAAAAAAUCUCUUCCAAUUGCAAUCAUGAUUUUGAUAUUUUUAAAGAAAAUCACCUCAUUCAACAGCAAGUUCUGAAUUUGAAAUCAACAUUGCAAAAAUUAAAAGAAGCACAAAAACAAAUUCUUAGCAAGGAUACUUGCAAUAUUAAUCAGAACCUUAACCAAAUAUCGCCGACACAACUUAAUCCUAAAUUGCAGCAUGAAAGUCGUCCACAUGCAGAGUUUACGACGCCCUCCUUGGACGCAAGAGAUUAUAUUUUGGAAAGUUUGGAAACCAGUAAACAUUUAACACGGAAAAUGGAGAUACUUGAGCAAAAAAUUGCAUGGCUUAAGAAAGAACGCGACCAAUUCUUUUCACAUAUGAAAGACGGGCUGAAAUGGCGUCGAAAAAUCGAAUUGCAGCUAUUUGACCUCAAGUCAGGAUUCGUCAAUGAAGAAGAUGGAAAUACGAACGGCAAUACAAUAAAUACCGAAUUUGGCGACAUGAUUUCAAGAAGGUCACGGAAUGUUUGGAGAACAGCUCGACAAUUUUUUACAGCGGAAGAAUCUCAAUUUUUUCUCGCCUCCACAAAAGUGAAUGACUAAUCUGAAGUAAAUUUCAGUAAACUUGGUGUUUUAUAAGCACAAAUUAAAUAUUGCUAAAUACUA